AUGGCGGCAUUUCCAGUACAAUUACCUCUUGCUCAAAAAGAUAUUCUCGAUGAUAUAACAAACGAAAUAAAACAAUUUGAUUGGGAAACAGGCGAAUGUCUUUUUAGUGAUUUUAUUGAAUAUUUUCAAUUACCUCAAAUAAUCCGUGUUAGUCAAUCAUGGGAAACAAAUUUAGUUAAAAAUGAUAUACUUUAUUUACAAUCAAUACAUGAUCGACAUUUGAUUAUAUCAAAAUCUUUAUUUCCAGAUGAUCGAACAUUUAUUGUUCCAGAUUGGUUUCAAGGUCAAUGUCGUGUAUUAUCAGCAAAUCCAAUAUAUAAACCUCGUUGGUGGGAAUUUACUAAUGCUUUAGAAUUAUUACGUUUUAAAAUGCCACGUGAACAUAUACGUUUACUUCGAGAUACAUCGGUUCUAUUAUUAUUACCAACAAAUCAAACAAUACCUGUUUUAUUAAAACAAAAUACACACCUUACAUUAAACCGUAUUGAAAAAUCAGCAACAAUAACAAAUGGAAAAGAAAUGUUUGUUUUAAUGGAUAAAAAUGAUCAAGAAUUUCUUCUUGAUCCAACUGAUACAACAAAUGUAUUUCAUUUUGCUACAAAAAUUCUUGAUGAUGAAUUUGAUAGUUCAUAUCAUAAGAAUACAGCGGAUAGUUUAUUUACAUUACCAGAAAUAAUUAUACGUUAUGAAUUACCAAUUGAUAUUGAAUUUACGUCGUCAAUAAAUACAGUACCAAUUCCAAAUUUUCCUACAAAAUUACGUCUUGAAAAAUUUUGUAUUGGUAAAUCAAUUAUUGCUUUUUCUAUAGGUGAUCCUAAUCAUCCACGAAUAUUAGAACUUUCUUCUCUUACACAAUUUUCUCUUAAUUGUAUUAAAUGCUUAACAACCGGUCUACCACGCGAUACGAGUGUUUCUGAAGAAACACCUACAUUUGAUGAAAAUGCUUAUAUUCAUUAUGAAAGGGUACGAGAUCGACUUAUACAAUUAUUUGAAGACAUUUCAUUACAAUAUAUACGUACACCAUUUAUUGGAACUAAAGAAGAAAUUGACUGUAUUGAACAAGCCCAUGAUGUUGGUGUAAAGUUAAAGAAUGAAGAUCAAGGUGAAACUUUUAUCGUACUUAAUGAAGCGAAUAAUGCUAAUAAUGAAUCAUCUAGUGUUAUACCAUCGAUUAGUAAACAUCCAGCUCGAUUUACAGUACAUUUACCUGCUGAUUUUAAUAGUCCAUACAGCAAUGUUAUGGAUUUGGGUGAUGAUGAUGAAGAUCAUGAAAUUCCACCAUCAACAAAUACUUAA
Messenger RNA from Rotaria sordida, 1296 nucleotides. The record is from the annotation of a GenBank genome assembly. NCBI's taxonomy places the organism in Eukaryota, Metazoa, Rotifera, Eurotatoria, Philodinida, Philodinidae.